This is a messenger RNA of Priapulus caudatus, 3621 nucleotides long. RefSeq names its product RAB6A-GEF complex partner protein 1-like. Gene Ontology annotation, cellular component: Ric1-Rgp1 guanyl-nucleotide exchange factor complex; Golgi membrane; cytosol. Gene Ontology annotation, molecular function: protein binding. Gene Ontology annotation, biological process: retrograde transport, endosome to Golgi; intracellular protein transport. The annotation marks the transcript as partial. NCBI's taxonomy places the organism in Eukaryota, Metazoa, Priapulida, Priapulimorpha, Priapulimorphida, Priapulidae. The transcript is spliced from 27 exons. The record is from RefSeq and is a predicted model, not a curated record.
GACUGCGUAGCGAAGUUUUAGUAACUUUCAUUUAGUUAAGCUAUGUAUUUUCCAGUUUCGUGGCCGCGAUAUUUAAAUAUUCCUUUGGACGAAGAUUAUAAAGUGCUUUACAUUACGUCUAACAGGGAAAGAGUUGUCUAUUGCGUCGUCACUGGUCAUGAAAUCUCCAUUUGGUAUUGCAAGCCAUGUGUUCAAAUCGUCAGUCACAGGAGAUCGGAUAAUUCUGUUUCUUUGCUCGGAUCGAACAAGUGUGCCGUGUGGAAACCAGACUCGACCUGCAUUGCUGUAGUGACCGAUAAAGGUUAUGUCGUGUUCUACAAGUUGGAAGUUGACAAGUCCGUGGGAAAUUCUAGUCUGUAUCAACAGCUGGACAGCAGAUCACCGAGCUUCAGGCGGGAUAGCGCGGAGCUGUUCCUCUCGGAGAAAGUUCCCGCUUUCACGCUCAACCCGGAGUUCUCCGUGCAGACCGAGGGUCUGGUGACGAGCUUGGUGCCAAUACGAGAUGAGCUCGUGCUGUGUUUGGACACGGGAAGCGUACAGCGGCUUAAGUGGGACGGCACGCUCAACUCCGACAUGUGCUACGGUCUCGGACGCGUCCCCUUCUCCAUCGACCAGGAGCAUUCCCGAGCCGAGGUGUUGGAGGGAUCGGGUGCGCACAUCACACACAUGGAGUACUCACCUCUGAUGGCCGGGUUCGCCGUGGUGUUGUCCGACCACCGCGCUGCCUUCCUCACCGCACCCACGCUCAAGUUCGAACCUACGGCCCCUAUAAGCGGAGACCAGGGUCAGAUAAGCGCGCAGGGAGUUGUGUUUGUGAUAGAUGAGGUGACUGGAGGUCUGAACGUCUCUCAUCGACUCGUGCUGUCGAGUAAGGACUACCCAGACGUACAGGCGAUCGCUGGACCGGUCGUCUGCAUGCAGUGGUCGCCGGACGGCUGCGCGGUGGCGCUAGCGUGGCGCAACGGCGGACUGUCGCUGUGGAGCGUCUUCGGAUCGCUGCUGUUCUGCACACUAGGGGGCGACUACGAGAUGUCGCAGCAUCUCCUCGACACGUCGCCGCUCCGCGUCAGGUCCAUGGAGUGGGGCAUGGAGGGAUACCACUUGUGGAUGGCCUGUGAGCCACCAGAUGGCAGCAGUAAAGGAGAUCUUCUGCAGAUGAACUUUCUGAAGAGUGCUCUGACUGUCAACCCGUGUAAGAGCAACCACGACCACCUGUUCCUGCAGGGGGAGGAUCGACUCCUCAUCAACACUGGAGACACGAUCAUGCGAUCGAGCGUGUACACGACGCGCACCCGCCACCUCACGCCGCCUCCCGGUCGCAGCGACUCGCUGCUCGUCGGCAACAAGCACUGGCACGUCAUACAGAUCCCGAUGACGUAUCUAGGCAACAACUGGCCAAUCAGGUACGCUGCCGUUGAUUCGUCGGGUAAUUACGCCGCUGUGGCUGGCCGCAGCGGAUUCGCACACUACGCACUAUACAGUCGAAAGUGGAAACUAUUCGGCAACGUGACACAGGAGAAGGAUGUGGUCGUGACGGGUGGAUUGACGUGGUGGAAGGACUAUAUCAUCAUGGGCUGUUACAACCUGAACGACUACAGAGACGAGAUCCGCGUGUACCCGCGUGCGUCGAACCUGGACAACGCUCACGCGUGCAUCGUGCGCGCCAUGACGCAGGUGCUGCUGCUCAACAUCUACCGCGACACGCUCAUCUCGUUCUGUGCGGACUCUCACAUCGUACUCUACUCUCUCGCCGAGGUGCAUAAGAAGUCAGUCGUGGAGGUGGAGGUGGUGCAGCUACAGGACGUCUGCAUCAGCAACAUCAUUCCUCAUCCCGCAUGCGUCGUGUCCGUCUCUCUCACAGCCGUACGCAAGGAGAUCGGUACUAGAUACACGCAGAACAGCAAAGACGGAGAGAGCAUAAUACUAAACGUGUCUGGAAAACUACUGAUGAUCCAGAGAGAACAUUCCAAGCAGGACGCGAACGACGUCAAGCACAGAAAACAGACAACGAUCCAGUACGACCCUCCGGUGAUGCUGGCGUCGGGAGUAGAGAACAUCUGGAUCUCUCUGUGGACGAGUAACGAGAAGCGGCAUCUCACCGAAGCUCUGUGGAUCGGAUGCGGCGCGCAGGGCAUGAAGGUGUGGCUGCCGUUGUUUCCGCGUGAGGGGGAGAGGCCGCAUAACUUCAUGUCGAAGCGAAUCAUGCUCCCAUUUCAACUACGCAUCUACCCGCUCGCGGUGCUAUUUGAGGAUGCGGUCGUGCUGUGUGUGUGUAUGCGUGAGUGUAUGUAUGUACGUGUGUGUGUGUGUAUGCGUGAGUGUAUGUAUGUACACCCUCUCUUGCCUCGCGUCGUCGCUUUCAUCGAGGAGUUCCCAGAGUUCCUGCAGACGGUUGUUCACUGCGCACGCAAGACUGAGAUCGCACUCUGGCACUAUCUCUUCACGACCGUUGGCAACCCGACGGACCUGUUUCAGGAAUGUCUGAAGACAGGAAAGCUGGAAACUGCAGCAUCGUACCUCAUCAUUCUACAGAACCUGGAGCCCAUUGCCAUCAGCAGACAGCACGCUACAAUGCUUCUGGAUGCAACACUCGAGGCAGGACAAUGGGAGCUUUCAAAAGAUAUUACUCGAUUUCUCAGGGCAAUAGGUUUCGUUGAUUCUCGCACGUCCGAUUUCUACAUAAUUUGCAGAAACAGAGCGGCCAAGAUUGAAGAUUUCGUGACGACGCUGAAGAGACUUCAUGAGGAUUUUCAGUGGCCGUAUCCGAUAGCCUCCCCGAGCCUGCUGCAGACCUUCCAACGCAUGUCGAAUAGCAGGAAGAAUGAGUCGAUGGUGACCAUGUACAGCGAGAGUGAUCUCAGCGCCCUCUUGACGGAGGAGGACGACGACGACGAUGUGUUGCUAGCGAGCUCCAACUCGUUCUCCUUCUCCGCGCCGCACUAUCUGCACACCAGGGGGCGUGACGACGCGGAGAUGUCGCCGCUUGACGACGCGUCCAAGACGCUGGAGGCGUUCCUCGAACCGCAGCCGAUGCACUUCGAUGGCGCUGCCGUGCUUUCAGACUCGCACAGCCACGGCACGACAGAGGACAGCUCGCUGGCGGGCGAGGCGGAGGAUGUGACGGUAGCAGACGACAUACAGGAUGCGUGCGCGCUCGAGCAGUGGACGCAGGAACUCGCCACCAGGGGGCCACCCAACAUGGAGGUCGAACUAAGGUACCUGCUGCAGAUGGUGGUGGAGGCGGGAUGUUUUGAGUGGGCGCUGCUUCUCACCGUGCUGCUACGCGACGCUCUAGCCGUGUCGCGCGUCGCCCGCGCCGCCACCGCUCCGGACGUGCCGACAGACGUGAUAGCGCGCAGCCGCGACGGUCUCGCCUUCCUAGAGCUGUGGGCCAAGACCGUGUGCCUCGGCUACCGGCCGUUCGUCGCGCUCAUCCGCCAGCAGGCGAUGAUGUUAGAGCGAUGCGUCGCGAGUCGUCCCCGCCCCCGCCGGACCCCGUCACCGCCGCUCCUCGAAACAACAAACCCGGAAGACGCUGCGCCGCUAAGCACGAGCGCAGUGAGCGCUGCUGCUGGCGCCACCUACGAACACGCGCUGCUCGACGAUGAUGAUGAUGAUGUG